Molecule: messenger RNA, 2531 nt
Organism: Paralichthys olivaceus (Japanese flounder)
Lineage: Eukaryota; Metazoa; Chordata; Actinopteri; Pleuronectiformes; Paralichthyidae
Gene: sync
Product: syncoilin, intermediate filament protein
Cellular component (GO): intermediate filament
Source: RefSeq, a predicted model, not a curated record
GUAUGAACCACCAGUCCUAUCCACACAAACUCAUCCUGAGGAUACAGAACAAGGACAGAGGAAACAGAGGCAUAUUCUGAAAAGGAUGAGACCGUACUGAGGGAGACUAUCUACAAAAGAGGCUGCAAGAAUUAGGUUCAACCAAUGGAGGAUAUGGACGACAGCAUUUCAUCCACUGGGUUCGAGCCUCUCUUCAUCAAAGAAGAGGCUGGGGAGCCAGACAGAACCCUCGUAGUUCAAAGAGAGCGCAGCACGCCACAAUCUGAACUCACCUUCACAGAAACACAACUGAAUCAAACUGCUUUAAUCAAGCCAUACCUACAAGAGAUGGACGACUUACUAAAGAGCUGCGAGGACCUUACAGGAAUCCCUUUCGGCUCGCGCUUCUCAGAAAGUUACACAGAAACAAGCCUGAGCGAAUCAACUCACAGCCAGAGCAAAGAGGAGGUUACAAUGGAGAGCUACAGAGAGACAAGUGUAUCUCCUCAUGCCUAUCUUUCCACAAGCUACAUGGACACACACAUGGAUGGGGCUGGAGCAGAUGAGCAGCCAGCGCAAGAACAGUUGCAAGGCAUGGGCACCACCAUCAGCAAGCAAGAAGUGUCUCCGCAGCCAGAAAUGCCUGUAACCUUAGCGGGCAGCAAACUGAGCAACGCUAUGGUGCAGUAUGAGGGCCACCUGCUGGGAAUGUUGUCCAUGCUGGAAAGCUGUAUGGAGGAGGCCGGAAUGGACUUUGAGCCACAAGACUGGGAGACAGAUGCAAGUCAAGAAUAUGUGCACAUCAGUAAGAAUCCUAAUCUUAAUAGAGGGACAACACUGGUGCCCAUUCAGCAGACGAUGCCAGUGAAGCUGGAGACCCAGUCGACGCAGUUAGAGUCCUUGGCUGUUAAACACACAGGAGGAGAUUCAAUGUCCGAGGACAGUAGUAAUGGAAUGACAGUGGGUUCAACAACCAAUGGAAGCCAGCAGAAUCACUUACUUUGCUGUGACAACAUGCAAAGGCUGGAAGGGUCAGGAGUAAUGGAUCAGGGGUUUCUUGAUCCACACCUCAGUUUUUUAAGGUCAUCAGACCUAUCAGAUUGUAAUGAAAAUUAUCCAAUGGACUGUGAAGGGACAAAGACACAAUGCAUGUCUCAGGAAAGCACAGAAAGACAGGUAGACAUAUCUGAGACUGAAAUCGAUGACACUGAAAUGCCAGCUGAAGAAAGACAAGAGCUCAAAACGGACACCGUUUUUCUGAAAACUGGUAUGUUUGAAUUAGGGGAGUUGGGGUCUCAUAUGGAGGAGUGCAUACAGGAAGUACAGCGCUUAGAGGAGAGGAGAAAGCAGCUGUUGGCGGAGGUGCUGGAGUUGAGAGGGAAUAAAAACAGAGAGGAAGAGGCAGAGGGGAGAAAUGAUGAGGAAGAAGGGACAGAAGAGCAAAUAGACAGCAAAGUGGCAAUGCUGAUGGAUAUACUGAAGAGUGAGGAAGAGGGAAGGAGAGAGGAAAGAAAGAAGGAGAUACAGAGCCUCAGGGAGGAGAGAGCAGAAGAGGAGAGGAGGAUGUGGAAGGUCAACCUGGAGAGACAGGAGCUGCAGGAGGAGCUCAGGAAGCUGAAAAUGCGGCUCUUCGCCAUGGUCAGGGACUGUACCCACAGUCAGGCUUCUCUGAACAACCAGCGCCGUGAGGUGGAGCUGCUAAAGAGAGAGGAGGAGAAGCUGCAGGUGCUGGUGCUCCAGCUGACAGAGGAAAGCUGCCACCUCAGGUCGGGCCAACAACAGCAGCUCUUGCAUCUCCAAACACAGAUUCAAGCCCAGACCUCCAGUCAGAACUCCAACACCCAGCAGGAGCUGACCGAGUGCAGGAGGCAGUCCUGUGGGGACAUCCAGCAGUAUCUGCAGGGUGGACUAAGAGCCCUGGAGCACAGGUAUGAACCCAUUUUGCUGGCAUUGCUGAAGAGGAGAGAGGCCACAGCUGGAGCGCUGGUGAAGGCCAAAGAGCAGGGCCAGGAACUGAGGGCGCAGCUGAGACCCCUGAGGGAUGAGAUCCAAAAGUUGAAGCUCCAGAGGUCUUGUUUGGAGGAGAAACUUAAACUAAUCCACAUACAUCGCAGAGAGGAUGCAGGCCGGUACAAGGAGACAGUGUGCUGUCUGGAGGAGAGCAGCAGGGAACUGAAGACUGAGUUAAAGAUUCAGAAGAAGAAAACCAAAGACAUAGAGGAGUUGAGAGACAGACUCACAAAACAACUGCUGCUUUACAGGGCUGCCAUUGAGGACCAUAAUGAGUGUGACCAUGAACAGGAAACAUGAUUUUUAAAUGAAGAGCAAACCUGUGUGCAGUUCUGUGAUUUAAUAACAAACAAAUAUUUUUUUUUAUCUGCAACAUAGUGAUUGCAAAGUUACUGCUAAUGCACUUUACACAUAUUGAGACAUGCACUUGUUAAAACACAAAACAACAAUGACAAAGUUUUUCAGAACAGUCUGUAAAGAUGAACUAGACUGCUGCUUGUAGAAAGGUUUCUUAUUAUAAAUAAAGGCUUCUCGUAAAGUCA